UAAUUAAUUUUAAUACUAUUGGAAAAAUCUAAAUUUGUGUAAAACACGAAACGGAAAAGUAUCAAAAAUCAUGUCCGAUUACAUUCCGCCUGGUGAGCAGAUAGAAGACGAUGAAGUGCAGGAAAUCCUUCAAACCGGAACAGACUUGCGGCAGUAUUCUGCACAAAUCGAAAAAGAGUUUACGGAAGUGGAAAACCGUUCUAUCGAGGAUUAUAUCAAGGAGAGUCAAAACAUUGCCAAUCUGCACAACCAAAUCGGAAACACUUCUAAUAUUUUGGAGCGCAUGGAAUCGAUGCUGAUGGACAUUCAAGAUGCAUUGAAUAAUAUUAGCACUGAAAUUACGACGCUGCAGAGGAAAUCCGUUUCGAUGUCCGUACAGCUAACCAAUCGUCAAUCAAUAAGGGCUCAGCUAUCACAGUUCAUCGAGGAUAUGGCCGUUCCGGAAGAGAUGAUUUCCACAAUAAUGGAUAGUUCAGUAACGGAUAAGGAUUUUCUUACUCAUCUAAACGAAUUAAAUCAUAAGCUAAGUCUUAUGAAGGAACUUAGCUUCAAAGAGUCCAAGUCAUCACAGGACGUCAAUGAUGUGCUACAGAAGUUGAAAAUCAAGGCAAUGAGUAAGCUUCGGGUGUACUUAAUGGAGCAAAUCUACAAAUUUCGUAAACCCAUGACCAACUAUCAGAUUCCGCAGAAUGCGAUGCUAAAGUAUAAAUUUUUCUUCGAAUUUAUUUUAUCUAAUGAGCGUAUGGUAGCGCAGGAAAUCUGCAAUGAAUAUAUUGAUACGAUGGGUAAAAUUUACUACAGCUACUUCAAGAGUUAUUCUACCAGACUGGGAGCGCUUCGUUUCGAAGAAGCUGUUUCAAAGGAUGACCUAAUGGGUCUGGAAGAUACGGUAACACGCAGCAUUUUUUCCAAAGCGAGUUCCCUGAAGAAUAAAAGUACGGUAUUUUCAAUCGGAGAUCGAGGGGAUGUUCUGAACCAACAGCUAGAGGCACCCAUCAUUGUUCCACAUGCGCAGCAGAAAACUCGCUAUCCCUUUGAAGCAUUGUUCCGCUCGGAACAGUAUGCUUUAGUUGACAACGCAUGUCGAGAAUACUUGUUCGUGACAGAGUUUUUCAUUGUGCGAGGACCACAAGCGCAGGAGCUGUUCAAUCAAAUCAUGGGAAAGACUAUGGCGAUGUUGAUAAAAACCUUAGAAACCUAUGUUCAGGAUUGUUUCGACACAAUUGCGUUGUUUCUUUGCAUUCAACUUUGUCUACGAUACCAGUUGAUGUGUCAUAAACGAUGUGUACCAGCAUUGGAUCGAUAUUGGGACAACCUACAAGCAGUUAUUUGGCCAAGAUUCGAGCAGGUCUUCAGGAUGAAUAUUCAAAGCAUUCAAGAAUGUGAUCCCACCAAAUUCUCCAAAGAGACGGGCCCACACCACAUAACUAGACGUUAUGCUGAAUUUUCUGCCGCAAUAGUCGGCAUAUCGGAAAACUUUCCAAACGAGCUAGUUAGUCAUCUGUUGCUAGAACUACAGGAAGAAGUCAAAUGCUUCAUGCUACGAAUGGCAGCUAUUUUCACUACCCGCAAGGAACAGCUUAUUUAUCUUAUCAACAACUACGAUCUUGUACUCGGCGUGCUAAUGGAACGAACACGGGAUAAUUCUAAGGAGGCUGAAGCAUUCCGGGAGUUGCUGAGCACACGCAGUGCAGAAUAUGUGGAAGAAAUUCUUGCUCCACACCUCGGUGGUAUCAUACAAUAUGUGAAAGACUGCGAACACAUGUUGGAGAAAGAACAGACAGAAGAAUUCAAGCGUCAGGAGCGCCGUUCAUUGCAACUGGUUGCCAGUUUCUCCGCCAACUGGAAGAAAUCACUGGAAGAUCUGAAUCGCGAGGUAUUCCUAUCAUUUCCUUCUCUAGUAACUGGGUCUCAAUUGUUACAGCUUGCGUUGGCCCAGUUAGUUCAGUAUUACCAUAAGUUUUAUAAACUGCUAACGCCUAGCGCCAGGGCUCAGCUGGUAAACAUUCAUGUGAUUAUGAUAGAAAUCAAAAAGUAUAAGAGCAACUAUUAGACAAGGGGAAGAAUUUGACUUUGGCAAAUCGUACUAUUAAAUAUAUUGUAGAUAAAUUAAAAAGAAAUCUUGAAUUUUU
Molecule: messenger RNA, 2132 nt
Organism: Sabethes cyaneus
Lineage: Eukaryota; Metazoa; Arthropoda; Insecta; Diptera; Culicidae
Gene: Vps52
Product: vacuolar protein sorting-associated protein 52 homolog
Exons: 5
Coding region: 71-2053 (660 amino acids)
Biological process (GO): retrograde transport, endosome to Golgi; lysosomal transport; endocytic recycling
Cellular component (GO): GARP complex
Molecular function (GO): syntaxin binding
Source: RefSeq, a predicted model, not a curated record